GGGACAAAGGGGGGUGGAAAAAGAAAAGGGGGGGGAAUGAACUACAAACACUAAACACUACACUUCAAUGUUUCCCUUCAUACUAUCAUAAUACAAAAAUAGCUCCAUAGGAUAAUGAUGGAGUGGUUAAUCAUACAGAGAAUAAACAUUUCAAAUUCUGAUUAAACUUUCCUCCCCCUUCUAGGUCCCGGACGCAAUUCUCUCUGUGCAACUGCUGUUGCGAUGCUCUCCUCCCCCCCCCCCCCUCCGGCUCCUCCUUUUCUUCGUUCUUGGUGCAGCAGAGUUCUGGGUUUUUAUUCUCAAAAUCCUUUAGUUGAUCUUCUGAUAAUAUCUUAUAGGCCUGAUCUUUAUAUCUGAACCAUAUUCCUUCUGGGAAUAACCAUUUGUACUUUAUUCCACGGUCCCUCAGAAGAGCUGCAAACUUUUUAUAUUUAAAACGCCGUUUCCGGACUAGAAAUGGAACGUCCUUCAAAAUCUUAACUUUCAAACCCAUAAAGUCCAAAUCCGCAUUGUAUGAGUUAUAUAGGAUGGUGUCCCGAAUCUUUUUAGAUGAAAAGUCAAUAAUGAUCUCACGAGGCAACUGUCGCUUUGUUGCAUAUUUUGAAGAAGCCCGACGGACCUCCAAAAUGGCGCUUUUAACCUCUUCUUUAGUCGUCCUCGCGGGUGUCGCCAGUAAUUCCGAGACCACCUCCCACAGAUCCUCUUUUUCCUCCUCUUUCACGUUUUGGAGACGCAAAAUUGUCUGCAUUCGUUCCACCUGUAGCCCGAUCAGCUGGUUCUCCACCAACUUCAGCUCCUUUUUUGUAGCCUUCACAAGUGACGCACUUUCCAGAGCAGACUUUUCUGCCCCCCCCCCGCUGCUGCCUUAAUGGUUUUCACCUCGCUUUCAAUUAAGCCCACCCUUUGAUCAGUUUCGUUCAGCUUGUCAACAAAGGGUUUUAUAGCUUCCACCACCGCCCUGCGCACCAACUCUUCGAGCGACUCCCCCUUCUGCAAGGAUCUUUUUGAAGGAAACCAUUCUCUGCAUCCACAAUGCCUCUCAAGACCCCUCAGAGCUCCACUUCGGGUUCCCCCGAGCAAGGGGAUGUCUCCGUAGUCCUCGUGGGCAAGCCUGGCGUGGGCAAAUCAGCCCUUCUGAAUGCUGUGCGAGGGAUGAUGGAAGGGGAUGUUGGAGCCGCACCCGUUGGGGCCCCGGCUAAAUCAGGGUGUCCUGUCAUGUACCCUGAUCUGACCCACCCUAACUUACUGAUUUGGGAGUUGGAAAUGGAGAGUGAAGGACAAGCGGAGCGAUGGCUGGGGGAGGCGGACGUGUUUGUCGUGGUGACCGAUGGCAAGUUUGAUGAGGCGCACGCCCGUCUUGCUGGGGAGGUCCGAGCUGCUGGCAAGAAAGUCUAUUUUGCCCGUACCAAGGCUGACUUGGAGGUGCAUACGCUCAAGCGGCUGAUGCGCGAAAGCUACAAACGGUCCGAGGUGCUGGAGGCCUUGCGGGGGGUCUGUGCCGAGUCGUUGGGGGCUCCCAGCCUGGGGGAGCCCUUUGUCUUCUUGGUCUCUGCUUUUGAGCCCUACGCACUGGACUGCCCCCAACUGCGAGAAACGUUGCUGAAGGACGUACAAGUGUAUGAGAGGGUCCUGAAACCUGCUCGCUUAGGAUUUGAACUGAUCACCGAGAAGGAAAUUGCUGAGAUCCAGGAGGCCUACGAACUGGGUGGCCUUUCCGAGGUGGUGACGCGAAUCCAGUGCAGCCUGGAGACCAUCUGGAAUGCUCAGCUUGAUAUCGCCGUCACGGGAGAAUCCGGUGCCGGCAAAUCCACGUUUGUCAAUGCCUUGAGGGGCUUGAAUGAUGAGGAUGAGGGAGCAGCUGAGACGGGUGUGACCGAGACCACAGCCCGACCCACACCGUACGCCUACCCCAGUUACCCCAAUGUUAUCCUGUGGGACCUCCCCGGCAUCGGCACGCCCAACUUCCAAGCGGACCGUUACUUGGAAGCUGUGGAGUUCUCUCGUUACGAUUUUUUCAUCAUCCUCGGCUCCGAGAGAUUUAGGGAGAACCACAUCCAUUUGGCCCAAGCCAUUGUGGGAGCAGGCAAGAGGUUCUACUUUGUGCGCACCAAGGUGGACAACGAUCUCGACUCCAUAGUGAGGAGGAAGAACCCACCCACUGAAGAGGAAGUUUUGGAGGAGAUCAGGAGCGACUGCCGUGAAAAGCUGGCCAAGGCCGGGCUGGCAGACGCCAAGGUUUUCCUGCUCAGUAGCUUUGAGAUCAACAAGCUUGACUUUCACGCCUUCGAAGACACUUUGGAGCAAGAAUUGCCGAGCCACAAACGCCACGCCUUCCUGUUGUCCCUGCCCAACGUCUCCUCGGCAAUCAUAGAGAAGAAGAGACAACUCCUUCACCAGGAGGUGUGGAAGGUUGCCUUGAUCUCCUGCUUGGUGGCCGCCGUCCCUUUGCCUGGCUUAGCCUUCACCUGCGACGUCUCGAUCUUGCUGCGGAAGCUCUCCACCUACCGGCAGGACUUUGGCUUAGAUGCAGCAUCCUUGACACGGCUAGCGGAGCGCUCUGGGAAGCCCCUGGAGGUUCUGAGAGCUGAAGUGCGCAGCACUCUGGGCCGCACCAUCAACAAAGAUGUGGUGGUCGGGUUGUUAGGGAAAGCCACUGGUACAGGCUUGAUGGUGGCCGAAUUCCUUCUCCACCGUAUCCCACUUUAUGGAUCCCUGGCUGCCGGUAGUCUUUCCUUCCACUCUACCUACUCCAUGCUGAGCCACUGCUUGGAAGAGCUGGCCAGUGACUCCCAAAGGGUUCUCCUGAAAGCUUUUGACAGUGAAGUCUGAGGCGGCUAGAAUAUACUGACCCUCCUUAAGACCCUUUGCAACUGCCCUCCAGCUUAGCGUCAUCUCAACUGACCUCCACGUUGCCGCUUGAGAAAUCCACAAGGCCAGACCCUAGCAUGGCUAUAGCACGUUACUGGAAUGAAUGAAGCUGUGGUCGAGAAUGGUAGAGGAGGCAGCUUUCUACGUGCAGUUUUCUUUCCAGUAAAUAGAAGGUCUCACUCAUCCCUCUAACGUGUUAGCGAGGGGGAAAAAGAACCUAGAUCCUCUGUCCAAAGUUUGCCUGCCUGGAGAAGAUUCCCGCUUGCUACGGGCAGCCAGAUAUUCGGUUGUUUACCAGUCUGGUGCAAACGAUUUGCUUGAUUCCAAGGUGUUUUUUUUUUCAGAUUCUCUGGCUUCUUAGAACAUUCAGGAUAGUAGCAGACCUUGUGGAUGUUGUUGCUGUUGUUGUUUUAUGUGGUUUAUUUAUUCAAAUGUGUCAUACCUUCAGGCAGAGGCCCAUGAGCCUCGUGUUGCUGUAGGGGCAGUGAUCCAAUUCUCGGCGCUGCUCCCCUUAUUCUCUCUCACCCUGGCAUAGUUCCCUCAUUCCUCCCCUUCUGUUGUGCUCUGCCUGCCAUUUAUUUUAGGUGGGGGAAAGGGGCUUGCUGUAGAAUCCACCUUAGUAUUCUUUCCCUUUUGCGGAAACUGCAGCCACCGAGAAGAGGAGAAUGCCUAACAGCCACUCCACUGUCCCCCUAGUGUGUUUGGAUAACUAGCUGGCGUGGUGCCUGUUGAGUCUGUGGGCCAGCACAGUUCUGUGUCCAUGCCCUGAUAUCUUUGCUUCAAGGGUUUCAGGCACCGGGGCUGGAACACUCCUCUCUGUGCCUGAGACUGUGCAGAAGAGAUAUUGAUAGGCUUAGAGACCAACAAUCCACUUUUCUGUUGUUCAGCGGCGCUCAUUGCUGGCGAUUCUGAGCUGGUUUUGGCCCAUCGCCUGUCAGUUCCAAACCACUGCUCUUGGCUGGCUAAGCACAAAUGUACAAUAACGAGGAGAAAAUUAUUAAUAACAAGGGCAAUUAGUAUAUGCCUGACCAUAAAAACUGUGCAUGACUUUUCUCCCAUAGAGGCUGGGUUGUCUUCACUGCGUGCUUCUGCCUGCAGUGUUUUAGGAUGCCACGAGAGGGCAGUGCCUUGCAUUUGAUGGGGGGGGAAAGGCAGAAAGUUUGCCGAGCGGCAGAUGUUGCAGCUGGGCUGUUGGUGGCAGGUAGAACAGAGGGGAAGAAAAGCAUGAGCAAAAACACAUGCCAUCAGGUGACCAAUUUAUUUGGAUGCAACCCUCCCCUCCCUCGUUCCUCUCCAUGGUGCAAUCCUGCAUUCCCUGCCUUUGUUAAUAAAGAGACUUAUUAUGGAAAAUC
Messenger RNA from Eublepharis macularius, 4220 nucleotides. RefSeq names its product interferon-inducible GTPase 5-like. The transcript is spliced from 3 exons. Gene Ontology annotation, molecular function: GTPase activity; GTP binding. NCBI's taxonomy places the organism in Eukaryota, Metazoa, Chordata, Lepidosauria, Squamata, Eublepharidae. The record is from RefSeq and is a predicted model, not a curated record. Gene Ontology annotation, cellular component: membrane. The coding region runs from base 1033 to 2829 and encodes 598 amino acids.